AUGAAAACUCCAUUCACAACUCGAUUAGAAGAACUAGGUGAUAUUGUGCGUUUAAUUUGUGCGAUUAUACAAAUAAUUAUUGGCGAUGUUGAUAAUUUAGAUGAAAGUCAAAAAAAUAUUUUAGAACUUAAACGAAGACAAAUUGUCACAAAGAAUAAUAAAUCUUUUCAAGUAUCACAAUUAACAAUGCAGACUAUUGGUGAUUUAGUCACGAUAUUUGGUCUCAUACCAAAAUUUUUAGUUGAUAAUGAUUUAAUAGCUCUAGAAAAUAAAUUCUUGCGUGAAAAUAUUAGUAUUAUGUUGGUUGGAAAUAUUACAAUUAAUUGUGAAUAUAUUGAAAGCAUUUCAAAGAACAUCAGAACAAUUUCAAGUAUUUUAUGA
Molecule: messenger RNA, 381 nt
Organism: Adineta ricciae
Lineage: Eukaryota; Metazoa; Rotifera; Eurotatoria; Adinetida; Adinetidae
Source: the annotation of a GenBank genome assembly